UUAGUGAGAUAGAAGAUGAACUCAGCUGAAAUCACUGAUGACGAUGAAGUAAAAAUUCCUAAAAAAAAUAUUGUGAAAGUAGAAACAGAAAAUGAAGAUGAAGCUCUAGACUGCUCGGUAACAUCCAGAUCUUCUGAGAAACACUCAGUGGAUGGCGCAGUUACUUGCCUACAGGAUUCCAACAAACGGAAACAGACCUCACUUGGUUGUGAUGGUUCAGGGAGCCAGCAAGAUGUCUUACCCAGUGUGAAGAAAAGACGCUUUACACAAGAGGGCUCCAAUUCAAACAUGAAGAACAGAGAUACUGGCUCACCCACUCAGGUAAAUGCAGAGCAGCCAAGCAAGAACAAGAAUCCUAAUAUAACGUGGCUCUGUGAGGAAGAACCCUUCAGCGACAUAACCACUUCAUCUUACAAGAAACCCCUGUAUGGCAUCUCACACAAAAUUACAGAGAAGAAGAAUGCACCGGGAGCAGAGCAGUUUGCCUCUUAUGACUUGUAUGAAAAAAUCAGCCCCAGCAGUCCCUCGCAUCUUCGGACUUUGAAUGACCAGCGCAAAAGGGACUCUGCUGCAGCCCUCGCUGCAGCGGCUGUUGCUGUCGAGUCUGACCCAAAUAUAUAUUCUUUGAUACAGAAAAUGUUCUUCACACUUAACACUCUCAGUUCCAAUAUGACCCAGCUUCACAAUAAGGUUGACCUUCUGUCUCUGGAGGUGAGCAGAAUCAAAAAGCAAGUCAGUCCAGUGGAGUGUGUGGCAGAUUUCAAGCCUCCCCCUGAGUACACGCUGACUUCUGCUGAGCUCAAACAGCUCAUGGAUCAAAGCACAUCAGGUGGAGACCUUGCCUGUCGCUUACUGGUACAACUCUUCCCAGAGCUCUUCAGCGACGACGAGUUCAACAGGAGCUGCAGUGCCUGUGGCUUUCCUAACAAGAGGAAGCUGGAGUCUCUCCAUCUGCAGCUUAUCCGUAGCUAUGUGGAAGUCUGUUAUCCUUCUGUGAAGAGUACAGCUGUGUGGCAGGUGGAGUGUUUGCCUCAACUGAAUGAUUUUUUCAAUAGAUUUUGGGCUCAAAGGGAAUUGGAAAAUAACCCACAAAAUGUGCAGUCCUCCAGUUUUUAUGAGACUGAACAGGUGGAUUCCUCUCAUUUUCUUGAGGAUAAAGAGCAAGAAGAAGCUUUGUCCUUGGACAGGAGUAAUGCCAUUGCCUCAGACUACAUUCUAGAUGCUCAGGAUCUCAAUGAAUUUUUAGAUGAAGCUUCUUCUCCGGGGGAAUUUUGUGUUUUUUUGUUACAUAGACUGUUUCCAGAACUCUUUGACCACAGAAAAUUAGCCGAAAGGUACAGCUGCUAUGGGGACUCUGGGAAGCAACUGCUUGAUCCUCAUCGGCUUCAGAUAAUCCGUAGGUACACUGAAAUUUACUUUCCAGAUGUACAAGAAGAGGAAGCUUGGUUGCAGCAAUGCGUUCAGCGAAUAAAUGAAGAACUUGAAAAUGUAUAUAUGGAUGGAAGUGAAUGUGAUCAGCUGAGAGAUGACUGUUACGACUCUUCCAGUUUACCGGAUGACGUAUCGAUCAUAAAAGUGGAAGACAGCUUUGAAUAUGAAAAACCAGGUAGACGCUCAAAAAAAAUAUGGCUUGUGCCCAUUGACUUUGACAAACUUGACUUUCCCCCUCCUGAUUUUGAUGUCCCUGUUCCCGAUUACCUAUUGAACAAAGAACAGAUUAAAAACAUCUACGAAAGCAGUCUUUCCAUAGGCAACUUUGCUUCUCGGCUGCUUGUUCUCUUGUUUCCUGAGCUGUUUACUCAUGAAAACUUACGGAAGCAAUACAACUGUAGUGGGUCUUUGGGGAAGAAGCAGCUUGAUCCCACUAGAAUUAAAUUAAUUCGGCAUUACGUGCAGAUACUGUACCCAAGGGCAAAGAAUGACAGAGUGUGGAUGCUGGAGUUUGUUGGGAAGCUCGAUGAGAGGUGUCGGCGAAGGGACACAGAGCAACGGCGCUCGUACCAGCAGCAGCGGAAGGUCCACAUGCCAGGGCCCGAGAGGAGGGAGUUCCUCAGCUAUGCAAUAAACCCUGAAAGGUUUCGAGAGGAGUUUGAAGGGCCGCCACUGCCACCCGAAAGGAGCAGCAAGGAUUUUUGCAAGAUACCACUUGAUGAACUCGUUAUUCCUAACCCAGACUUCCCUGUGCCUUCUCCGUAUUUGCUGACUGAUAAGGAGGUAAGAGAGAUCGUACAGCAGAGCCUUUCUGUUGGAAACUUCGCCGCCAGGCUUCUCGUAAGACUCUUCCCAGAACUCUUUACUCCCGAAAAUCUCAGACUGCAAUACAACCAUUCAGGUGCUUGUAACAAAAAACAGCUGGACCCUAUCAGACUGAGGCUGAUCCGCCAUUACGUGGAAGCAGUUUACCCCGUGGAGAAAAUGGAAGAAGUAUGGCAUUAUGAAUGUAUACCGAGCAUUGAUGAAAGAUGCCGGCGUCCUAACAGAAAAAAGUGUGACAUACUGAAAAAAGCAAAGAAAGCAAAGAAGUGAGGGGCUCUUUGAAUUCCGAAGACUUUGACCACUAAAUUAUUGUCAGGAUUAUGCUUUGUUUUAGGCUGAAGGGCCUGUCAGGCUGGGGCUGCUCAGCAUCCGGGAGAACUAGGCACUAAGUUUGUUGCAUUUUAACGUGUGUGUUGCAUCUAUGUGGGUACUGCAGCAGUGGGAAGUGGCUUACUAGGUUUGUACAUGGGUAAAGAUCCUACGUCGUUGGUGACAGAGCUCAUAAUGACUCAUUAAGAGCAUGGCUUUCACUGGUGCAAGUACAUGUAUUGAAACUCUACUAUGCCAUUCCCCAUUUCUGCUUCCCCCUUUUUUAACACUUUUUAAUAAUAAAGUUGUUUUUUUUUAAAUGUGGUGUUUGUCAGGGGCAGUAUUUCAUUUCACCCUUAUACACAAUUAUGUUGGUUCAUUUGGAAUUUGAAAUUUAAACUUCAUCGAAAUCUACAAAACUAAUGCUUUUUGAAAGUGCCAUAUUCAUUGAAAUCACUGGAAUGUCUGACUUUGCUUCUAAGUAAAUCACAGCUUUAAUGUGUUUUGUUCUUAUUGAUACUGAGAUACUGAAAAUAGUAAUGCCACGUCCAAGAAUGGGUCAGAGCGGUGUGAUCUCCGUUUUUGACUGUUACUCAUGUUGUGUUUCUAAAAAUUCUAAGAAUUGAAGUAUUGAAGAGUUGAGACGUGAGCAUAGACACAGUGUGAAUGUUUCUUUACGUUGGCACGCCAAGCUUGAUCAUGCCCCUGUGAGUUUUCUUUUUUGCUCGGUGUCGCGGUUGGCGUGACUGAAGGUAGCUUGUGAGAGCAGAGCCAGCAGCACAGACCCAAGCCAGCACCUGUGGAAUGUAUUGCCAUUGCCUGCCUGCCUGCUUGCCUCUCUGUAAAACAAGAGUAACUAGAUAAGCAACAAGGACUUUAAAAACUUUUAGAUCUUACUGUAUCAAAAUGAUGAUUCCAAAGGUUUCCAGUAUUAAGAUCAAAUUGCAUAAAUAAAAGGUACCCGCAAAGAUUAGUUUUGGGAUGGAAUGAAGUGCUACAGGGUCCCCAUGAAUGAGCUGUUUGCAUCAUUCUUUGCAUCAGCGUGGCACCAUCUGGAUUUUUCAGAUGUAGGGAUAUUGAGCUCGCUCACUUAGCCAAACUGAUUUAGUGUAAUUAGUAGCUAUUUGGAGACAUAAUUGUGUAUGUAUAACUUAGAUUUAUACGGCCAAGUUUGCAUCAAUAAUAUGUUCAUAUGUAACACAAGCCACCCAGAACCCACUGUGACUCUACUAUAUGAUUUAUCACUGGAGAGCACAGCUUUAAAACAGCUUUCUUCUUUUUUAAUGGCGAUGUAAAUGAUGAGAGAGUGUCAGGUAUGUAUUUUUGAGUCAGUAGAGUCAGCGACUGCGUACUGACCGUCACUGGAACGCCUCGGAGCAAUUGUUAAUGUUCUCUGUGGUCCUUUUUAAUGGUUCCCAAGUGGGUCAUAGUAUCGAAUUUGAAGUCUGUUCCAGUGUGAUUUUCUAUUUUAGCAUUUGUAAGAAAAUACAAAAUACUUGAUAUUUUUACUUCAGAUUUUUAGAAUUUAUUGCUCCUAGAGUCAUAUUGAUCUCUCCCUUUAAAAAGCAAAAUAACAUUUUUUUCCUAAUGGUGAGUACUAGCGAAAGGAUAGUGUGUUAAACCAGGAGUAAAUCAUAACAGAUUAGCAUUUGCUCAUUUUCCCCACAUGCUAGCAACAUUCUCAAAGAAUGUAUGAAGAAAGUCAUGAAUGUAUUAAACAAUACACUGAUACUGUUUGUAUCCAUCUAAAUGUUUGGUUGAAAUAAUAGCACACCAUGCACAAGAUGGAUAUUGGAGCUAAUAUGGCUAAAAUAAAAAGAAAACGUUUUACCAAAGAUGAAGAACUGAUACCACAAUGUCUGCAUCUUAUCUUUCAUUUCAGUGCAUAAAUUUAGCAAAUUGAAUGUGCCAGAAACUGAGACCUUCUAAUGUAACUGUAUGCUACCGAGCGCCUCUGUGAAGUCUUUUACAUGCAUUUGUAUGGGAGAUGUAAAAUCACAGAAAAUAUCAACAACCUGUUGUGAAUGCCCCACCAGAUGGCAAGAAAAGUGUGGCUUUCCCUUAUAAUUAUUUUUUCUUAUCUUGAUGUCAUAUGUGUUUUACCACUCAGUGAUGUUGAAGCUCCCAAAGAAGUUGAUAACGUUGAACUGUUGUACCACUGGCAGGUGUUACUAGCUAGCAUGUGAAUUUAAGACGUACUGGGUUUUACUGUAGAUGUUGUCAUUUUGCAAUAUCUCCUGACACGUCGAAAAUCAGCCCGUUUAUCUUACAUACUGAUGAGUGAAAAAGCGAUUUUCAGCUUUUAAAAUGGCAUUUUCAAAAGUGGGUACAGAAAGAUCCUCGCUGUUUUUUCUCUUAACUUAUGUCUAAUGGCUGUGUACAUUCCUUUGUCUCCCUGUUCCCAAUCUUCCAUGAUUUGACUGUAUGCUUUGUGAAGAAAAUAGAGACAUACAAAUAGUGACAUGGGGUCACUAAAAAAAAAAGCUCCUGCAGUGCAUCCGAAGUACAGCCACUUCAUCCAGUCGGUCUGUCCUGUAAAUAAAUUAAAGGUAUAUUAUUUUUAUACAAGA
This is a messenger RNA of Centrocercus urophasianus (Greater sage-grouse), 5135 nucleotides long. It is a transcript of the gene BEND3, whose product is annotated as BEN domain containing 3. Gene Ontology annotation, cellular component: heterochromatin. NCBI's taxonomy places the organism in Eukaryota, Metazoa, Chordata, Aves, Galliformes, Phasianidae. The record is from RefSeq and is a predicted model, not a curated record. Gene Ontology annotation, biological process: rDNA heterochromatin formation. Gene Ontology annotation, molecular function: DNA binding. The transcript has 3 exons. The coding region runs from base 16 to 2526 and encodes 836 amino acids.